Molecule: messenger RNA, 713 nt
Organism: Salvelinus sp. IW2-2015
Lineage: Eukaryota; Metazoa; Chordata; Actinopteri; Salmoniformes; Salmonidae
Product: transcobalamin-1
Biological process (GO): cobalamin transport
Molecular function (GO): cobalamin binding
Source: RefSeq, a predicted model, not a curated record
AGGAAUGAGUGCAUCACUGUACACUUCCAACUGAAUACAUGAUGGGUUUAAUCAUGGCAUUUUUUCUCUCUGCAGCUCUGCUGUUGCUGGUUCCUGGGAUCCUGACUGAAACGGAACAUGGAUCAAACCCCAUCAAUUUGACGAUAGUCAACAGCAUCUCCAAUGCACCCAAUGAGACCUACAGUGCUGACGUUGUGUUCAGAGGGAUCCUAAUCGGUGCCAUGAGGAGACUGCAGCAGACCAAUUCAGACUUCAAGUUUACCUACACAGAGGACCCCAACUAUGGUCCUUUCCUGGAGAGUGUGAAUGGUGUAGCCGGGGACAAUGCUGAGCACACUUAUUGGGAGCUCCUUGUUCAGACUGGGAAAAGCGGACCUGUGAUCAGACCUGACGUGGGUAUUGGCUGUUACAUCCCAGGACCAAAUGACCGCAUCAUCCUGAAUUUUACAAAAUGGUGAACAUUCAGAAGCGCCUGACUGAUACUGUUUUAUUUUAAAAAGUGCUGUUGUGCAUUUUAUUACAUGUACCAUAACAGGAAAUAAGUAUGGUAGUAAUGGUCAAUCUUAAGACUGUUUAGAAUGAAAAAUAGAGUUUCACCAUGAUAUUGUUAUAUACCCAAACUACUGUAAAAUAACAUUCCAUUUGUAAUUACUGUGUAAAAGGUUAAUAAAGGACAAGUAGCUAUGGAGCACCACUUGUGCGGGGAAACAAAA